AUGACAAUCAUUAAUAAAAAAGAUCAACAUCUUUUCGUAUUAAUUCAUGGAUUAUGGGGUAAUUAUAAGCAUAUGGAUUCAUUAAAACAAAUAUUUAAAUCAUAUUUUAAAAAUGAUCAGAUUGUUAUUUUCACACCUGCAGAAAAUGCCAAAUUUAAAACAAUUGAUGGUAUUGAAUUAGUUGGAUAUCGUACCUUGAUUGAAUUAUGUCAAUUCAUUAAAUCUUAUUAUAAUUUAAAUCCAAAUUCAAGAUUUACAAAGAUUAGCUUUUUAGGGUAUAGUAUGGGUGGUCUAGUUUCUAGAUUCGUCAUUGGUAAGAUGCAGAAUGAAUGUUAUGAAUUUUUUAAAGAUAUAGAGCCAUAUUUAUUCAUUACUAUGGCUACUCCGCACAUUGGAGUUAAUUUUUAUAAUCCAACUUCCAUUGUUAAAAUCAUACUUUAUUCAUUUUUAAAAUUUUUAGGUUCAAAUGUACUGGGGAAAUCAGGUCAUGAACUUUUCAUUAGUGAUGGUAAUUUGAAUAAAGAACCAAUUUUAGUUCAAUUAUCAAAGGGUGACUAUUUGAAAGGUUUAGAACGUUUUAAAUAUAGAAUAGCAAUGGCAAAUACUAAGAAUGAUCGCACGGUUGCAUUUUAUACUUCUUUUAUUACUAACGUGGACCCAUUUAUUCAAUAUAAUCACACUUUGAAAUUUCAAUACGAAUCACAUCCGCCUGGAAAAUAUGAUAAAUUCCAUUCUUUACCAAGAAUUUUAGAUAUGGAUAAACUAGAUCCAAAAUUAUUGUAUUCACCUUUCAUAAAGAUAUCCAAUCUCAAUGAUGAUUACGCUUCCAUUGCUUUACAUUAUUGGAAAUGGAUUUAUAUGAUUCCAAUGCUUAUUUUUAUUAUUUGUGUUAUAUUGCCAAUCGCAUUUGUAUUGAAUUUAUCUGCCACUAUAUACAGUUAUAUUAUCAAUUACAAAUAUGCUAAAAUGUUAAGAGAUGGAGAUUUACCAAAUUUGGUUCAAAAUAAAAUUUCAAAUACUGAUAAAUUAAAAGAUUUGGUGGUUGAUACUUAUAGUACAAUAACAAUAUCUAAUACAGGAACUAUUGUAAAUGAAGAAGAAGAAGAAGAAGAAGAAGAAUGUACUGAAACUUCGUCAUUAUCAUCUAAUGAAUUACACUUAGAUAGUACUCACCAUACAGAUGACUCCGAAUGGUUAAAUUUUAUAUCUAAGUAUUCAAAUAAUUGGAAAAAUCCAAAUUCCGAAAAAUUUACAAAAUUACCAUUUGAUAAUAAUAGAUUGGUUAUUUUAAAAAAUUUAAACACAUUAUCUUGGAUUAGAAUUCCUGUUUAUGUUAAAUCAGUAAAUGCACAUGCAGGAAUUGUAGCAAGACGUGGUUUAGAUAAUCAUACUGCAAAGACAAGUUAUGCAUCUCUGCAAUUUACAAGCCAACUUCUAGAUUUCCUAUUUAAGAGAUGUGAUGACUAUACAUCCAUCAGUGAUGAUAUUGUAUAG
Messenger RNA from Henningerozyma blattae CBS 6284, 1494 nucleotides. It is a transcript of the gene LPL1, whose product is annotated as putative hydrolase. NCBI's taxonomy places the organism in Eukaryota, Fungi, Ascomycota, Saccharomycetes, Saccharomycetales, Saccharomycetaceae. Gene Ontology annotation, molecular function: monoacylglycerol lipase activity. The record is from RefSeq and is a predicted model, not a curated record. Bases 1 to 1494 code for a protein of 497 amino acids. The transcript has a single exon.